AUGAGAGCACCCAUUCCGGGGCUUCCUCUCAAGCUUUAUUUGGCUGCAACAAACACAGCGGUUGGGGCCUUACUUGCCCAAGACGAUCAUGGCGGGGAAGAAAGUCCCAUUUAUUACGUAAGUAGGCAACUAAGGGGAGCUGAAAUGAGAUAUCCGAAGACCGAACUCUUGUGCCUUGCUCUUGUCUAUGCUCUUGCUCACAAGCUACAUCUCAUAGUGAAGUCUGAUCCCGUAAGAUAUUUGCUCACAAGGUCGGUGUUAUCCAAACGUCUUGCACGUUGGUUGCUACAACUGUCCGAGUUUGAUAUCACAUGCACCACCCCAAAAACCAUCAAAGGACAAGCUGUGAUUGACAUGCUGGCUCUAUUUCCCGAAGUUAAAAAAUCAACAAUCUCUAAGGAAGUUCUGGGGGAGCUUCCAGAAAUGGUUGUUGUGGUUACAGAGGCGGAUCCAUGGACCCUCUACUUCAAUGGGUCUUCUACAUCGAAAGGUGGAGGAGCAGGUGUAGUGCUUGUCAAUCCCGAGGGGCAAGCCACGACCCUCUCAUUUAAGCUGAAUUUCCCAUGCACAAAUAAUACGGCGGAGUAUGAAGCUUUCAUCAUGGGGAUGUCUACAGUAAGGGAGAUGGGUGUUGAAAGAAUUAAAAUUAUUGGGGACUCAAACCUAGUGCUGAGUCAAUUACAAGGGAAUUUCGCUAUGAAGGAGCCAACAUUGGCGCCGUAUCGUACAGCUGCUAAAAGGCUUGUUCGUUCUUUCAAACAACUAGUGUUAGAACAUAUUCCUGGGGUUACUAAUAGGUAUGCUGAUGCAUUGGCUACUUUGGGAUCGAAGCUCUCAUUUGUUGAAGAACAACCCAACAUUGUUGUGAUCAAGAAAGACAUGCCAGUGAUCGAAGCAAUGGCUCAAGAGGAGCAGCUGGAAGAGGAUGACUGGAGGAAGCCUGUGAAAGAAAAAAUAGGCAAGGGAAGUGACAUCAAAGAAUUGAAAGAUUAUGUGAUCAUCUUUGGAGAACUGUACAGACGCCUUCCAGGAGGUAUUUUGACCCGCUGGAUAGGAACAACAGAAGCACAAGCGAAGCUCCAAGAGGUACAUGAGGUCACUUGCAAUUUGGAGCCAAUAAUAAGCUUGUAUCGGCGUUUACAACGCAAGGGUUAUUACUGGCCAGAAAUUAGGAAACAAGCAGUUGAAAUGAAAGCCAAUUGUCCCAAGUGUGCAACAAUACCCUCCACCGAAGAAUCAUUCACCAUCUCGUUUACGGAAGAUUGGAGGGCUCCGUACUUGGCAUCCUUCAUCAACGGAGUCCUGCCAACCAAUCCCAAGCAUGCACGCAAGCUCAAAAGGACAAUGAAAAGAUACUUCAUAGAUGGGUCAACUCUUCACCGCAAAGGGUUUAAUGGAGAGCCAUUAAAAUGCUUGGGAAAGUCAGAAGCGCAGCAAGUCAUGCAAGAAAUUCAUGCUAGAGAAUGUGGUGAGCACCAAGGAAUGAAGAGGCUUUACCGGCAGCUGCUGAGUGUUGGGUAUUAUUGGCCUACAAUGAAGAACGAUGUAUACAACUUCGUGAAGAGGUGCCACACAUGCCAAGUUCAUGCCAACUUCAGUCACAAGCCUCCCACGCUGCUGCAAGACAUGUGCACUCCUUGGCCCUUUCAUACUUGGGGGCUUGAUUUGAUUGGAGUAUUCAUCAAUGCAAAGUGGCUCAAGCUUUACUACUGCUAA
Messenger RNA from Prunus armeniaca (apricot), 1716 nucleotides. The record is from the annotation of a GenBank genome assembly. Lineage: Eukaryota; Viridiplantae; Streptophyta; Magnoliopsida; Rosales; Rosaceae.